AUGGCAAAAAGAAUAUCAGCAAUGUCUCAAUUUACAGAAUUUUAUAGUAAAGUGUGUGUCGCUGGAAGCGUAAAAUUUGUCAUCGACGAAGCAAGUAAAAGAGAAAUUAGCUUGUCAGAGAGUGACCAAUUUUCUCGUAACCUGGUAACGAUAUUAGCAAGAAAUAGUGAAGUGGUAGCGAUCAACUUGAAAAUUUACCCAAAAAAUGUUCCCAUGACAUUUGUACAAGCAGCUGAAAGAAAGAAUGUGUCUGCUUUAUUUUUUAAUGUAUUAGAGUACUGUUCUGUUAAGUUGAAAACGAAGAGACUAAACAAGGUAUAUGGUGGCACAGGUAGACAAUUGGAUCGUGAAACAAUUAAUCACAUAUAUUUACACGCAGAGUUGAACAUAUUGACCAACACCGAUGUAUUAAGCAAGGAACAUAAUGAAUUUAUAGCAGUAUCCAAGAAAUGUUGUUACUUAUGUGAAUCAUACAUCGAAUUUUUACGAUCCAAAGGAUAUAAAAUUACCGUUUCUGAGGCACAUAAGAAGUUGUAUCCCGGAUGGAAACUUCCAGAUACUUACAAUAAAGAAUUUGUGGAAAAUAAUCUCUGUGACCUUGAUCAGAUCAUAGAGAGUGCAAUAGAACAACAUACUAAAUUAAUUGCUAAGUCUGAUAUUGAUGGAGAAAGUGCUGAUUCUGAUAAUCAAAAACGAAAUUAUGUUGAUGACUAA
This is a messenger RNA of Funneliformis mosseae, 714 nucleotides long. NCBI's taxonomy places the organism in Eukaryota, Fungi, Glomeromycota, Glomeromycetes, Glomerales, Glomeraceae. The record is from the annotation of a GenBank genome assembly.